This is a messenger RNA of Phasianus colchicus (ring-necked pheasant), 904 nucleotides long. The record is from RefSeq and is a predicted model, not a curated record. Lineage: Eukaryota; Metazoa; Chordata; Aves; Galliformes; Phasianidae.
CAGGGAACAUGGGGCAGCCUUUGUGCCUCCUGCUGGGACCUCUUGGACGCCCACGUUCUCUGUCAUCACCUGGGCUGCGGGUUUGCGGUGUCCAUUCCUGGAGGAGGGCAUUUUGGGAGAGGAAGUGGCCCGGUGUGGAAUGACUGGUUCCACUGUGAGGGGACUGAGAGCAGCCCGGAUCAGUGCCCGGUGAGCGCCCUGGGGGCCUCUGCGUGCUCCCAUGAGAACGAUGCUGCCGUCAUUUGCUCAGGCCCGCCUCACAGCGCAUCUCUAAGGCUGGUGGGUGCAGGGAGCCGGUGCGACGGGCGCGUGGAGAUGUUGCAGCGCGGGACGUGGGGCAGAGUCCUGGAUGAUCAGUGGGACAUGGAGGACGCGAGCGUGGUGUGCCGGCAGCUGCGCUGCGAGGAGGCAGAGGCAGCCUACACUGUGCCGAGGGCCGAGCGAGGGACGGGCCCCGUGGGGCUGCGCGGGGUGCGGUGUGCAGGCCACGAGGCCGGCCUGAGCCUCUGCAACACCUCCCUGCCCGAGGCCGCAGGCAUCGUGGAGGACGUGGGGGCCGUGUGCCGGGGGAGCCGCCAGGUCCGGCUGGUGGACGGGGCUGGGCGAUGUGCAGGGAGAGUGGAGAUCUACUACCGGGGGCAGUGGGGCACGGUCUGCGACGAUGCCCCACAGUGCCUGGGACACGGCCGACGCCAACGUGGUUUGCCGCCAGCUGAGCUGCGGAUGGGCCGUGGAGGCGGCCGGCUCGGCUCGCUUUGGGGAGGGCUCCCCAAAGCCAGAGGGCACAUCUGGCUGGAUGGCGUGAACUGCUCUGGGGCCGAAUCUGCUCUCUGGAACUGCUCUGCUGAGGCCUGGGGACAGCACGACUGCGGGCACAAGGAGGAUGCGGGAGUCAUCUGCUCAG